GUUCUUUCCAUUUCUCUCUCUCCCACCCCCCCCUUUCUGCUUCCCUCCCUCCUUUUUUUCCUCCCUCCCUCUACCAGUCUCUCCCGCGUCUCCCCCGUCUGUCCUGCUCGUCUCCGAGGCAGCGGCUCCCCCCGCGCAUGCUCCAUCGGAGGGCGCGGGCUGACAGCUGCGCUCGGCGCCAGCCGGGGCACCGGAGGAAGCAGCGCAGCGGCGACCGCGGGAGCGGGGCGCAGGGCACUGGGCACUGGGCACGGGUGAGACGGGCGCUGCUCCCGGACCUCAGUGGAGGCGGCCUGAGAAGGAGAAGGGGCUGCUCCAAGGGGGCACAGAACCACUGGACAGCUGUUGGAUAGACUAUGGCCAAGAGCUUAUGGGAAAAUGGGCAGCACUAAAGAAACAGCCAGCCUGCAGUUGUUGCAUCAAGAACCUGGGCCCCAUCUGCCACAGGUAGCUCAGUCUGCCCCUCUCUGUGAUCAGGCUAGGAGCUGCCAAACUGUGGACCUGGCCAUGAGGAACUGCUGUGUGAGUGAAUUGGGCCUCCCCAGUGAAGCAGCUAGCUCUGAGCUCCGAAGUCAGCCCAAGAACGAGCCCUCAGAGGUGAGUCUGGGACCUAGCUCCUCCAUUGAUCCUGCAGAAUUGACAUCUGGACCAGAGAAACAAUUACCACUGAAUCCAAAAGAACUGGAUCCUAGUGGAAGCUCCUUGGUUUGCUCCUCUGAUUCCAAGUGCUCCAGUUCCAAUCCUUCCUGGGCCACCAGGGAAAAGGAGGAGCCAGGGAAAGAGGCCACAUCAGGACCACCAGCAGGGUCCUCCCAAGAAGAGGCUAAAACAGAGACUUCAAGUCUGCUGUCAGCUUCAAUCUCAGGGAAGCCAGAUCCUGUGUCCUGUGAGAAAAAGGAUCCCUCAUCCUUGGGGAAAAUAGAUUCUGUGACUAUGAAGAACAUGGACCCCACAUCCUCGGGGAAAAAAGAUUCCAUUUCUAUGGGGAUAAAGGAUUCCUUGUCCUCAGAAAGAUCAGACCCUGCAUCCUUGAAGGAUGGUCCUGUGUCAUUGCAGAAAGGAGAUCCUGUAUCCUCAGGGAAAGUGGAUCUCUUAACCCAAGAGAAAGCAAAUCCUAAUGCCAUAGGAAGGAUGGAUCUCAUUUCUUUAGGGAAAGCAAAUCCUUCAUGCUCAGAGAAGGCAAACUCCAUAACUUCUGGGAAAACAGAUACCCCCUUACUAGGGAAAGUAGAUUCUCUGCCCUUGGGGAAGGAAGAUGCCACUGCUUUAGGAAAGACAGAUUCUUUGUCUUCAGGGAAAGUAGAUUCCGUGGUCUCAGGGAAGACAAACUCCACAACCAUGGUGAAAGAGGACCCUGGGCCUUUGGAGAAGGAAAAUAUCAUUGCCUCAGAAAAGGCAGAUCCCAUGCCUGCAGGGAAGAUCCACCCUAUGUCUUUAGGGAAGGCAGAUUCCACAUCUCUGGGAAAAGUGGAGCCUAUGUCUUUAGACAAGGCAGAUCCUAUGUCCUCUGGGGAGGUGGAUCUCACAUCCUUAGAAAAGGUUGAUCUAGUGUCCUUGGGAAAGGCAGCUUCCAUUUCUCCAGAGAAAGUGGAUUCUGGACCUUUGAGAAAUGUGGACCCCAUCUCCUCGGGAAAAGCAGAUCCUGCUUUCUCACAGAAAAUAAAACCUAUUCCCUCAGGAAAGGUAGAACCUGUGCUCUCAGGGAAGACAGAUUCCACACCUUUGGGAAAGACAGAUCCCAUGUCCUUGAGAAAGGAAGAUCCCAUGUUUUUAGGGAAAGCAGAUUCUGUCCCCUUGGGGAAGGUGGAUCAUAUUCCCUUAGACAAGGUGGAACCCAUGUCCUUGGGGAAGACAAAUUCUGGCUCCUUAGGAGAAGUGAAUCUUGUUCCCUCAGACAAGAUAGAUCCCAUGUCCUUGGAGAAGAAAGACCCAGUAUCUUCAGGGAAAACAGAUUCUAGGGUCUUGGAAAAGAUAAUUCCUAUACCCUUGGAGAAGGAAGAAAGAACAUCCUCAAGGAAGGGAGACUCUAUGUCUUCAGAGAAAAUGGAUCCUCUGUCCUUGAAGAAGAUAGAUCCCAGCUCUUUGGAGAAGGUAAAUCCCAUGUCUAUGGUGGAUCUGGAUGCUAUGUCUUUGGGAAAAACAGAUCCCAUAUCCUCUAAGAAGUCUCCAGCCUCAAGAGAACUUCUCCCAGAAAAUUCCAAUUGGAGUCCAGCUUACCCUAAACCCAAGGCAAUGCCUUCCUCUGACUCCCAGCAGUUGAACAAAGAAACGGCUAUUUGUGGAGGACCCCAGGACACCCAGCCUGACUUCAGCCAUAAGGCAACAGCAGUUCUCACCACUGGGGCUGAGACCCCCUCAGUGAAGGUCCCUGAGACGCAAGCAACCACAGAGAAAUCUCAAAAAACUGUGUCUGUGUCCCCAAGUCAGGGAUGGCCAUCAGGGCACUCUCCAAAAUCAGCCCUGCAGAAGAUGAGCUCAGCUGAGCCAGCCACGGCCAGAGCAGAGGAAAUCUCACUGACCCGAGAGGAGAUCCAGGAGCUUCCUGAAGCCCCACAGAAAGGAGUGGGCCCAACCCCAGCCAGGGAAGUCAGGACUAGGGAUAAUUUCACCAAGGUACCAUCCUGGGAUGUGAGCACUCCACAGCAGGACGCUGGCACCCAGGCAGAUACACGUGCUGUCUGUGUGUCCGUGGCAGUGAGCCCCAUGACUCCCCAGGAUGGCUCAGGCCCCAUGACCUUCAGUUUCCAGCCCACUGCCCGGAAUGUUCCAGCUUCCCGGAGUCCCGGCCCACUGCUAUCUAAGAAGGAUGUGGAAAUGCAGGUGUCCAUGGGUGUGGAGACCCGGUCGGUAGCCACUGGCCCCAUGACCCCAGUGACCAUGUCUCCCCAAGCCUCCUACCCAGAAGUGCAGGUGCGAGCAGCUGAGGAAGCUCCUGAGCCUGUGCGGGAGGUCAGCUGGGAUGAAAAGGGCAUGACAUGGGAGGUGUAUGGGGCUUCCAUGGAGGUAGAGGUGCUAGGCAUGGCCAUCCAGAAGCAUUUGGAAAAGCAGAUCGAAGAGCAUGGGCGACAAGGCGGGCCAUCUGGGCCACAGCUCCCUAACACCCGGGCUGGCUCUCUCAGAGGUGGCCCCCGCCCUGGUGAAGCUAAGCGUCCCCCCAGCUUGUUCAGGGCCCUGUUGCAGAGUAUGCGGAGGCCCCGGUGCUGUUCCCGGGCUGGCCCCACAGCCGAGUGAGCCACCCUUCACCCUACCCUGGCCCUGGGUCCUCCCCACUCCUUUUUAUAAAUCUACACCAGUGUCUUGUGGUUUCUCAGGCAACACCUCACCUCCCACACCCCGGUCCCCCACUCUCGCCUCCUGCCGAAGCCUCUGAAGAGUGAAUCACUCUCUUUUACAGAACCAUGCUGGGGGUCAGAGGCAGUCUGAUCCCAAAGCACCCAGGGGAGGUCCUCUGGCCAGCCUGUAGUCACCCCUGCCCACUGUGCCUGGCUUCCCCCUUCCUCCCCCAUGCCUUCAGUCCUGGAGGAAUGGGUUCACCAAGGAACUAAACAUGGGCCAGGGGCCACUGGGAAUCUGCUCAGCCCGACUCCCAGCCUGGGCCCCAGGUGUCCUCCCCACUGCCCUUUUGAAGGCGCAAGCCCCAGCACCUGCACCCGGUUGUGUCUCUGAUGCCAAGGUUCUCCUCUCCCCAUCUCCCCCCAACCUCAGGCCCCAGAGGUAGAGAGUGGUCUUCUGGAUCCUGGGCUGCCCCCUCCCCACACCUCCUUGACUGAGCCCCUGAGGUAGGGAGGGGAGAAGGGACCAUAAAACCCUGAUCAUAGUGGACUUUAUUCCCGUGUACUCUAAAGUUGGCAAAGUGUUUUACAUCUGUUGUCUCUCUUGGUCCUCACAAUGGCUCUGUGAGGUAGGGGAGACGGCAGGUAUUAUCAAUUCCAUUUUACACAUGAGGAAACAGGCUCAGAGAGCUAAGUAACUUGCCCUCAGUCUCUUAGGUAGGAAGCGUCAGAGGCAGGAUAUGAAUGCAGGUCUCCCCUGAUUCUAAACCCAGUGCCACACUGCCUCUCCUACAGGGCCCUAGAUAGGGUGAUGCAUGAGAAAUAGGGACCAUUUGGUAGCAAGGUCUGUAUGCAUGUGGGGCCCUGCUGUAAGACCUUAAGUGAGAAUGGAAGUUCUCAUGUGUGUGAGGCUCUCUGCAUGUGUAAGACCCCAAGUGCACUGCCUUAAAGCUACCAGUAUUUCUCAAAUGGCCAGAGGGUCCCCAUUCCUGAACCUCUCAGCAGCCAGGCCAGCUGUGGCUUAUUCAAGGGAAGGGGUGUAGACGCUGAUGGCAGGCCCCCUGAAGGAGCAAGUAAGGGCCUGGAAUGGCCCCUUACCUCUUCUUGGUCUAUGCCACAAAGGUUGGGCUGGGGUCACCAGAUGUUUCUUCUGACCUUCAUCACUUCCUGAUUAGAGAGACAGAGAAACACCCCAAGCCUUUUCCUGAUUCCCCCAAUCAUAAUUUAUUCCCAAAUGCCUAGGGCAUCUAAAGGGAGCUGCUAUUAAGACAGCCCAGUCCUCCCCCCAAACAAUUGCUGUGCCUAAGGCACCUGAGGAGUCCCCCAGACCAUGUCAGGGCUCCUAGAUAGUCAGGGGUUCACAGAUGGGUGCCAGGGCUUAUAAACUGUGUAGGAGGUCACAGACAGUGAACACAGACAUGUUACAGGCUUAUAAAGCAUCAUAGAUCAAUUAUGAGCUUUUCAACAGUCUGGAGCUACAAAUAGAUUGGGGCUCACAGGCAGGAAAGGGUUCAUGGAUCAGGGAGCGACAGACUGUUCAAAGCUCACAGUGUGAGAUGACAAAUUGGUUAUGGAAUACACUGGUGAGGGUUCAAAUCCUGACAGGCUGAGGGAGAUUACAGAUAAAAUCCCUAAGCCCUGAGCCAAGGCAGCUAUCCCUUUAAAGGCAUCCUAUACCCCCUCGACAAAACUGCUCCCUGCCCUGGGUUCUCCUGCUUCUCUCCUUUCUUCUGCUUGUCAUCUCCUGUCUCCUGGGUGUGGUGUGAGCUCACCCUACCAUUUGUAGUGACCAAACCGUAACUCCUCAUUCCAGUGCCUGACAACUGUCCUACCCCAACUCCCCCUGCCCAUUGUUUCGGGGUACAAUUUGUCAACCUGUACAUUGGUAAUAAAAUAUUUCCCCAAA
Monodelphis domestica (gray short-tailed opossum) is the source of this 5178-nucleotide messenger RNA. RefSeq names its product G protein regulated inducer of neurite outgrowth 1 (gene GPRIN1). Gene Ontology annotation, cellular component: plasma membrane. Gene Ontology annotation, biological process: neuron projection development. The record is from RefSeq and is a predicted model, not a curated record. NCBI's taxonomy places the organism in Eukaryota, Metazoa, Chordata, Mammalia, Didelphimorphia, Didelphidae.